AUGGCUCCCAAAGAGAGACUCUCAUGGAGUGAGCAAGAUACUAAAAAAUUCUUGGAGAUUUGUAUCCAAUUAAAAGCAGGAUCAAGUGAACGCAAAACAAAUUGGGCAAAAAUUGUUCAAGGUUUAAAUGUAGCAACUGGAAAAAAUUUUAAUGAUAAACAAGCUAGAAAUAAGUAUGAUGACUUGAAAGCACAAUUUAAAAUAUGGAAUGAGAUGGAAUUAAAGUGGACAGGUCUUUCAUUUGAUCCCGAGAGUGGAUGUCCACAAAAACAUAAAGGCAUACCUUCCAUGUUCUUGAAGAAGCCUUUAGCUCAUUUGGCAUUGCUACGUAGUCUUUAUAGUGGAUCUUUUGCAACUAGCAAAUAUAGUUAUUCCCCUGGAUGA
This is a messenger RNA of Amaranthus tricolor (Joseph's coat), 384 nucleotides long. RefSeq lists its product as uncharacterized. The transcript is spliced from 2 exons. Bases 1 to 384 code for a protein of 127 amino acids. Lineage: Eukaryota; Viridiplantae; Streptophyta; Magnoliopsida; Caryophyllales; Amaranthaceae. The record is from RefSeq and is a predicted model, not a curated record.